Messenger RNA from Brassica rapa (field mustard), 1290 nucleotides. RefSeq names its product nicotianamine synthase 3. The record is from RefSeq and is a predicted model, not a curated record. Gene Ontology annotation, biological process: nicotianamine biosynthetic process. Gene Ontology annotation, molecular function: nicotianamine synthase activity. Lineage: Eukaryota; Viridiplantae; Streptophyta; Magnoliopsida; Brassicales; Brassicaceae.
CUCGAAACAGUUCACACCACCCGAGAAACACAAUAUCUUGAAGAAAAAAAAACGAAGAAAGUUUUAUAUUUUUAUCUUUCAUUUGAAAACAAGAAAGCCUCAUAGUGUCGACAUGGAUUGCCAAGAGGAGCAACUGGUGAACACAAUUUGCGAUCUCUACGAAAAGAUCUCAAAGCUCGAGAGUCUAAAACCAUCCGAAGAUGUCAACAUUCUCUUCAGCCAGCUCGUUUCCACAUGCAUCCCACCCAACCCUAACAUCGACGUCACCAAGAUGUGUGACACAGUCCAAGAGACUCGACAAAAGCUCAUCAAGAUCUGUGGCGAAGCUGAAGGUCACCUAGAACAUCAUUUCUCUUCGAUCUUGACGGCUUUUGAAGACAACCCUCUUCACCAUUUAAACAUUUUCCCUUAUUACAAUAACUAUAUAAAACUCGGGAAGCUCGAAUACGAUCUCCUCACACAAAACCUAAACGGUCUUGUCCCAAGGAAUGUUGCUUUCAUUGGAUCUGGUCCUCUUCCUCUCACUUCCAUCGUUCUUGCUUCAUCCCAUCUCAAAGAGACAGUCUUCCACAACUUUGACAUCGACCCGUCAGCGAACUCGCUCGCCUCUCUUCUGGUCUCUUCUGAUCCAGACAUCUCUCAACGCAUGUUCUUCCACACCGUUGAUAUAAUGAACGUGACGGAGAGCUUGAAGAGCUUCGACGUCGUGUUUCUAGCAGCUCUUGUCGGGAUGAACAAGGAGGAUAAAGUUAGAGUGAUCGAGCAUCUUCAGAAACACAUGGCUCCUGGUGCUGUACUCAUGCUGAGGAGUGCUCAUGGCCCUAGAGCGUUUCUUUAUCCGAUCGUUGAGCCGUGUGAUCUCCAAGGAUUCGAGGUUUUGUCUAUCUAUCAUCCGACGGAUGACGUUAUCAACUCCGUGGUGAUCUCCAAAAAGCUCCCCGUUGUCUCAAACGGGAGUAUUGUUGGUGGGCCAUCGUGCUUGCUCAUGCCUUGUAACUGCUCCAAGAUCCAUGCGAUAAUGAACAAGAAGAAGAAAAUGAUGAUCGAGGAGUUGGAAGCCAGCAGGGAAGAACAAUUUUCUUAAAAUGACGUUAUUAUCUUAAUUCACUGUCUUAAUUAUGGUUUGUGUCUUUGUGUUGUGCGUUGGUGUAUUUCUCUAUCCAUUGUUCUCUGGUUUGUUAUAACUUAUAAAAGUGUAUUUGUUUCUGCAAGAGCAUGGUAGAAAUGUAACGACACAUCCAACUCAUGAAACUACAAAAGAAAGUAUCAAUUUGGAAAAUGUUGAUGCAA